AUGGGAAUGGUCGUUAAGAUCCAGAAUAUCACGCAAGCAUACACACAGGCGAAGACCAAGCUCGAGCGUCUGAUUAUCGCCAAUCUUCCCAUUGAAAUGCAGGAUAAGUAUCCACCAGAUUCACUCCUAUUAGUUGAAGGCCCGCUAUAUGGGAUCCCUAAGGCGCACCAUCUUAACAAAUUGAACAUGGAAACCUCGAUGUACGACCCAUGCCUUCUUAUCUCAAAGCUAGGAGACGAUGAAUUUAGACUUGUAGGAAUGCAAACGGACGACAUACUUCUUAUCUGUACAGAAAAGUUCUCUAGAGCCGUGGCCGCUCAGCUGCAAGAGAAGGAUCGCUCCGAUUCUGAUUAUGAGGUGUUGAAUAAACGUCUCAUAUGGCAGGCCCAGAAUCCAGAGAGAGGGCUCCGUUAUGUGCCUCUCAACCUCGCCAAAGCCAGGAUUAUGGUUUUUACUGAUGGAUCCUUUGCCAAUAACCGGGAUUUGACUUCCCAAAUCGGAUUCCUGAUUACCAUGGUCAACGAAGACUUCUCGCAGCAAGGCCGCUUCGUCGCCACUGGCAACAUCUUGCAUUGGCAAUCAGCAAAGUGUAAACGCGUUACACAGAGUGUACUAGCCUCUGAGGUCUAUGGCCUUACAGCUGGAUUUGACCAUGCAUUCACUAUUGCUAGUACCGCCAAAAUGAUCACCAGUUGUCUGGAUCUACCGGCAAUGCCUGUAAUUAUUUGUAUGGAUUCAUUUUCGCUUUAUGAAUGCCUCGAUAAGCUUGGGACCACCAAAGAGAAACACCUCAUGAUCGAUAUCAUGGCACUUUGUCAAUCUUAUGAGAAGCACGAGAUCCACGAGAUCCAUUGGAUCCAUGGAGAUGAUAACCCGGCCGACGCUUUUACGAAGUCAAGCCCUAACAAGGCCCUACGGGACCUUGUUGACAGCAAUAAGCUGACAGUUCGUGUUGAAGGCUUCGUUGAGAGAACCGGGAGCGAUUAG
This is a messenger RNA of Talaromyces stipitatus ATCC 10500, 987 nucleotides long. RefSeq lists its product as uncharacterized. NCBI's taxonomy places the organism in Eukaryota, Fungi, Ascomycota, Eurotiomycetes, Eurotiales, Trichocomaceae. The record is from RefSeq and is a predicted model, not a curated record. Gene Ontology annotation, molecular function: nucleic acid binding. The transcript has 3 exons. Bases 1 to 987 code for a protein of 328 amino acids.